AGUUGACCUGCUCGUCUGAUAGCCGUUUAGUGUUCGCUCACUCGGUCACCAAUGUGCACGUACAAACAUUUCGCGACUUUGUCGAAAUUCAUCACGCUCAGGUUCUCAUGAAAAAGAUGCCAGUUAGCCGCCUGGACGUGCUGUACCGUCGCAUUCUGCUCUCGAAGUUCUUCACCAAAGGUUGGGGCGACCCUGAGCACGUCCUGCGCCUGCUGCAAUUUCGCAAAAUCAUCUCAAAGCGUGAGCUCUGCUACAAUCUCGUGGACGCGAAUCAUCCCGUUGAAAUUUUGAAGGAAGAGAAGUAUUCUGAUUGUCACGUCAAAGAUAUAAAAUUUUUCAGUCCGCUGGCGAUACAUUUGCCAGAAGUCGUCCAUCCGGAAAUACAAGAUGCACAUUGUCAAAUUGUCAUACCCAACAAAUGGAAGCCUGGACCAUACAGACCUAUUUGCAUCCAUCUGGCAGGCACAGGUGAUCAUUAUUAUUGGAAGAGGAGACAUUUAAUGGUGAAACCAUUGCUCAAGGAAGGAAUUGCUUCAAUUAUUUUGGAAAAUCCAUUUUAUGGCUCAAGAAAACCCAAGGACCAACUAAGGUCAUGUCUGAUGAAUGUCUCAGAUAUUUUUGUCAUGGGUGGGUGUUUAAUCCUGGAGUGUAUUGCUCUUUUACACUGGUGUGAGCGUAACGGGUUUGGUCCGAUGGGAAUUACAGGUUUAUCAAUGGGAGGACAUAUGGCUUCACUUGCUGCAACAAACUGGCCAAAACCUCUCGUAUUAGUACCAUGUUUAUCAUGGUCAACCGCAUCAGCAGUUUUCACUGAAGGCGUAAUGAGUGAAGCAAUCGAUUGGGACUUCCUCCAAUCGCAGUACUUUUCCGACAAACAAUAUCAUCAGAUCAUUGCGAAACUCUGUAAGAUCGUGGAUGAUCCCACCGAGUUUGGUCUUGCGAAACUCCCUGGUUUUCCUAUCCCUGACAAAGAAAAAUGCGAAAAUCGAGCGCUCACUCCAAUGGAAAUUAUUGAGCUGCUUGAGUUGAGUGCAAGCGAAAAAUCUAGUCAAGAUCUCCUCGUACCCGAAGCCACCUCCAAGCCUAUAUACCGUUUCAUAAAAUCCCUCAUGCGAUUGUCAACACCGAGGACAAAUGCGAAAGACGUCACGCAGACGAAGAUACGCGACAAGGACGCUAUCUGGUUCAUGCGCGGGUUAAUGGACGAGUGCACACAUUUGAAAAACUUUGCAACGCCGGUUGACACAUCGUUGAUUAUUGCAUUGUGUGCUAAGUCAGACGCAUACAUCCCUCGGGAUGGUUGCACACGCUUGGAGGAUAUAUGGCCUGGGGCGACUAUCAGAUAUCUGGACACUGGUCACGUGGGGGCAUAUAUAAAGUACCUGAAUUUAUUUAGACAAUCGAUCUUGGAGGCUUUCGCAAAGGCGCAGAAUGUUUGCCAGCCGCCGGCACAUCCGCAUACGACACAAUGACGACACGCACCACAUUAGGUAUCAAUUAUUCCUAUGCGGGUGGCCUUAACUGGAUGUGAUAAUAUUCUUAGGUGACGAAAAGCGCGCGUGCAUCAAGUAGUAGAAAACAUAAAAUUUUAUAUUAUACCGUU
Dalotia coriaria is the source of this 1603-nucleotide messenger RNA. Its product is annotated as protein ABHD18. The transcript has 6 exons. Bases 108 to 1472 code for a protein of 454 amino acids. The record is from RefSeq and is a predicted model, not a curated record. Lineage: Eukaryota; Metazoa; Arthropoda; Insecta; Coleoptera; Staphylinidae.